GACGGGUCUCCGUGACGUCACCAGGUGUGUUACCUGCAUAUAAAAGGUGCAGCUCGUUGGAACCUUCACUCCUUCACAACAUUCUCAUCAUGAACUUCCUGUCGGACGCGCUGGGAAACGACGGCAUCGCCAAGAUCGCGGGGGCCAAAGUCGGUGAGAUGGUGGAGGACACCCUGAAGAAAGCUCUGGGUGGAGACGACAAGAAGGAGGCGGAGAAGGGCGGAGCCGAGGGCUCCGGAGAGGGCGGGUUCGGCCUCGGAGACGCCCUCUCAUUGGUCGGAGGGAAGAAGGAGGAGGACAAGGGCGGGUUCGGCAUCGGCGACGCCCUCUCAUUGGUCGGAGGGAAGAAGGAGGAGGACAAGGGCGGGUUCGGCAUCGGCGACGCCCUCUCAUUGGUCGGAGGGAAGAAGGAGGAGAGCGGAGGAGGAGGAGGGCUGGAUGUGAAGAACGGUCUGGGAGGACUGUUCGGGUAGAACCUGGUUCUGGUCCUGGUUCUGGUUCUGGUUUCGGGUCGUCUCCGUCACACGUCCACCUGUGACCUCUGACCUCCACCUGUGACCUCCGACCUCCGGAGACGCUUCGCCACCUUUUACAGAUGUCGUCAUUUUACAGAUUAAUCAAUAAUGAAACAAUCGUGUGUUAAGUGAUUAAAUUCAGGAAAAUGUAAAAUUAAACAAAAUGAAAGUGUCAAA
Messenger RNA from Cololabis saira (Pacific saury), 692 nucleotides. RefSeq lists its product as uncharacterized. The coding region runs from base 90 to 473 and encodes 127 amino acids. The transcript is spliced from 3 exons. Lineage: Eukaryota; Metazoa; Chordata; Actinopteri; Beloniformes; Belonidae. The record is from RefSeq and is a predicted model, not a curated record.